AUGAAGGUUCUUGCAAACAAUUGUGUGUCAAAAGUUAAGAUUCCAGAAGGAGUGAAUAGUGGAAAUGGUGUCUCCUACAACCCAGUUUUGGGUUUAUUUGUGACAGUGGAUUUCUAUGAAGGAAUCUCCGUUUGGAAUCAUGUCAGUGGAGAAGUGAUGGCCGAAUGUGACCUCCGGUCAGAUUUCAACGUGUCACUGCUUCCUGGCAAUCGUGUUGCGCUAAGCUACCAGUCGGGAUCAUAUUACGAGGGAUCAGUUGAGAUUUACUCUCUUGAGAAAGACACAUUUGAUUUUUGCGAACUUGAACUGAAAAUGCCCUCCUCGACCGAUCCUGGAGUGAUCGCUUUGACCCCGCAGAAAAGCCUUCUUGUGGCAAGUUGGGUGCAAUUGGAUCCUGUUUUGUAUGAAAUAUUUAUGGACUGGAACAAUCUCAAAGUCGUUAAAAUGAGGGAAAUUAUUGUUCCACUUCCUGAAGGAGAAGAUGAAGAAUAUAAUGAAAUUGGUCUGCUAUGUUGUUCUCCAGAUGGUAAGGUGAUAAGAGCUGAAUACGAAGUUGGACAAUAUGAAGCCCUUUCUUCGUUAAUUAAAAUAGCAAAAAUAAGUCUUGGCUGCAAAAAAGUAAGUCGUAGCUGCAAACGAAAUCAGCAAGGAAGCAAAGAUGAAGAUGAAGAUGAAGAUGAAGAGAAUAUAGAAUUAGAGCAAUUUAAAAUGCAAGAAGAAGCAACAAUUAGUUAUUAUAUGCUUGAUGGAGAAGGGAAUCAGAUCGAUAAUUUGAGAGGAUUUAUCCAUGAUGGGCAAAACCUGAUUAUUGCAGAGAGAGAGAAAAUUGUGUUGUUGGAGUCGUUAACAGAAGGCAGCAAUGCACAACUCAUUGUCUCAGGUUUAAAACCUGCUGAAGGAGAUUCACGAAAGGUAGUUGGAAUGAAUCUGAAUCAUAAAGGACAGUUAAUGGUGUGUGAUGAUAAAGAAUUUAUUAAGGUUUUUGAAUAUAGAUGCAGGCUAAGGUCCUUACAAGAUAUCUGUAGAUGUGUUAUUGUGGAUACAACUCACACUGGUUACAGUAAUAAAGUUAAAAGCUUGGCAAUUCCAUCCACAUUGAAAGAUUACUUGCUUUACAAGUGA
This is a messenger RNA of Porites lobata, 1122 nucleotides long. NCBI's taxonomy places the organism in Eukaryota, Metazoa, Cnidaria, Anthozoa, Scleractinia, Poritidae. The record is from the annotation of a GenBank genome assembly.